CGGGGAGGAGCAGAAGAGAGAGAGAGGGAGCAGUCCUCGUUCACCGGUUACUUCACCCCCUGGUCCCGGAGCUCCGAGACCCAGCCGCCGCUUGAACCAUGAGCUGCGCCGUGACGCUGCUGGCCCUCUGCCUCUCCAUCCGCAUCCACGCCUUGGUCCUCGACUCCAACACCAUCAGGAGCUCGGCCGAAAUUCAACAUACUCCCGCCCAUCAGGAGCCCCAGUGCGCGUCAGAUGCUGAGUGCGGCCCCCGGGAGUUCUGCCUCUCCUCUCGGCGUGAAGCGCCCGCCUGUUCCCAGUGCAGAGGGACCCGGAAGCGAUGCCACCGAGAUGCCAUGUGCUGCGAUGGAAGCCACUGCCUGAACAAUGCGUGCACGGCAUCGGAUGCCCCGGCAGCGGAGAGGCAGUCUAAGGACGGAGAGACGCGCAACACAAAGGGCAGCAAGAAGACCAAACGGCCCCACACCCAGAGAGUCAAGGAAGCACGACCAAAGAACGAGUGGGAGAGGGUGGAAAAUCGACAGGCUGGCAAAGGUCUGGAAGGGGAGACGUGCCUGCGAACUUCAGAUUGUUCCGCUGGACUGUGUUGCGCCCGUCACUUCUGGUCGAAGAUCUGCCGGCCUGUCCUGAAAGAGGGCCAGGUCUGCUCGAAACGAGGGAAGAAGGAUGGACCUCAGGGGCCAGAGAUCUUCCAGCGGUGUGCCUGCAGUCCAGGCUUGGCCUGCCGCCACCAGAACGAAGACUCGUCUCAAGGCAACUCCAGGCUACGGGUCUGCCAACGCGUCUAGUGAGGGCUGAGCUCCGAAUACUUGUUGCAGCCACGUCGCAAACUGCACCAAUUACAAUAAAACCAUUAAGCAAAGCUGUUCCAAAUGAAUUGCAGAUGCUGGAAAAAUCGAAGGUACACAAAAAUGCUGGAGAAUCUCAGCGGGUG
This is a messenger RNA of Amblyraja radiata (thorny skate), 934 nucleotides long. RefSeq names its product dickkopf-related protein 4. The record is from RefSeq and is a predicted model, not a curated record. NCBI's taxonomy places the organism in Eukaryota, Metazoa, Chordata, Chondrichthyes, Rajiformes, Rajidae. The transcript is spliced from 4 exons. The coding region runs from base 99 to 788 and encodes 229 amino acids. Gene Ontology annotation, molecular function: receptor antagonist activity; co-receptor binding. Gene Ontology annotation, cellular component: extracellular region. Gene Ontology annotation, biological process: multicellular organism development; negative regulation of canonical Wnt signaling pathway.